AUGGAAGUAUUUUCAAAAUUUGACAUUCUCAUUGAAGUGAGUUAUGCUGCAGUGACUUUGGAUGGCAGCAUCCUUGCUACUGGGAGUUGUGACACGACAGUUAUGGUCUGGGAGGUUUUUCGUGUUAAAGCCCCUGACAAAAGAGUUAGAAAUAUGCCAACGGAGAUGCCCCGUAAAGACUAUGUCAUUUCUGAAACACCCUUCCAUAUUCUAUGUGGGCAUGAUGAUAUCAUUACAUGCUUAUAUGUGAGUGUGGAGCUUAAUAUAGUUCUAAGUGGAUCGAAAGAUGGAACCUGUGUUUUUCAUACCCUGCGGGAGGGAAGAUAUUUGAGAUCUCUUCGACAUCCGGCUGGUGUUGCAUUAUCAAAGCUAGUUGCAUCUCGUCAUGGGCGGAUUGUGCUCUAUGCAGAUGAUGAUCUCAGUCUGCACCUUUAUUCCAUUAACGGAAAACAUAUUGCCACUUCUGAGUCGAAUGGGCGCCUUAACUGUGUCGAACUAAGUAGCUGUGGUGAGUUUUUGGUUUGUGCUGGAGACCAAGGACAGAUUGUCGUACGCUCUAUGAAUUCACUUGAGACUGUGAGGAGGUAUAAUGGAGUAGGAAAAAGUAUAACUUCACUUGCUGUGACACCAGAAGAAUGCUUUUUAGCUGGGACAAAGGAUGGAAGCCUUCUUGUGUAUUCUAUUGAAAAUCCUCAACUCCGCAAAACUAGCCUUCCUCGGAACUUGAAAUCAAAAGAUGGGGUGAGGAGGUUCGAGCGGCAACUUGAACAAAAGGAGCAUAUAAGGAAGUUUAUGUGCACCUUACUUCAAGUUGAUGAAUCUUGGGCAUUAUCUUCGUCCUCAAGUAUACAAAAUAAGAAAAAUAUCACUGUGGCAGUUUUUGACUUAGAAAAGCAUGGUGUUAUCCCUAGGGAGGACUAGUGGGGACUGAGAACAUAGGUUAAGCGAGUUUAAAUAACAUUGGAGCCAUGUAAAACAUUGAAACUAUGGAGUUUAAGUUGUUCAUAUGUUGUGUUUGAACAUAUUGAGGAUAUGCAGGAGCAUAUCUAUGAGGCCAUUUGCUAAUGCCAUAGUUUUCUUAAUCUACGUGUUUCUUUUAAGAUGGAUCCAUAGAAGGAUAGCAGCAAUCUAAGGUUUUUAACUACUUGGACCGGGGGUAUAACUUAGUAAGGUAAGAUAUGAGAAUGGAAAUAUAUAGUAAAAUUGAUGACCAAUGCCGUGAGG
Ilex paraguariensis (yerba mate) is the source of this 1224-nucleotide messenger RNA. Lineage: Eukaryota; Viridiplantae; Streptophyta; Magnoliopsida; Aquifoliales; Aquifoliaceae. The record is from the annotation of a GenBank genome assembly.